GAAGCAGGCACAAGCUCUCCGGAUCACAACGGCACUGGUGGCCCCACUCAACCUUGAGGCACCCGCAGAAGAGAUCUACUCUGCACCAUGAAACUUUGGCUCUUUGCCUGCCUGCUGGCCUGCUUUGUUGGGGCCUGGAUGUCUGUUGUCCAUGCCCAAGGUGCCUUUGAAGACUGCUGCUUGGGUUACCAAUCCAAUCUCAAAUGGAGUAUUCUCAAGCGUGCUAAGUGUUAUCGCAAGCAGGAAGUGAGUGGAAGCUGCAAUCUUCCAGCUGUAAUAUUCUACUUCCGCCAGAAAGGCCCGGUGUGUGCGAACCCGGAGGACAAGGAUGUGAAGAGGAUCUUGUUGCCUAGGAACAAGCCCGUUGGCAGUCCCAAGAAGUGCACCCCAGGUUCUCAUACUGAAAGAAAGAAGUCAAAUCAUGCAAAGUCCAAGUUAGGGAACCUCAGAAUUACCAGCAGGAGGAAUGCCACCCUAGGCCGGCCUAGGGUGGUGAGGAUGACCAGAAAGAUCACCCAUUAAGUUACUCAGAGUGAGCACCGUCUGGAGUCCCCUGAAGUGCUGUCUUCAGGACAUGACAUGACCACUGAACUCACGAACUCACAGGAGCUACAGUUACCUGUACUUGACUAGACUCAGCAACGUUUCAGCAUGGAUGAGAGAGGGAUUCCUGGGGCCCUACCCCAUGCCGAGGAGCUAUUGGCUGUUGAUGAUUGCUAGGGGAAGGGUGUCUUUUUCUUUCCCAGAAGUGUUGCCAUAGUCCAGUGUAUAAUCCCCCACCCGUGCUCAUACAAGCAACCCUAAUCAAAUGCAGUGAGUCACACACAAAGGAAAAGAGGGACGAAAGCAGGGCAGGGCUUGGUAGGAAGAAGGCAUUCAACGGGACCGAGGGGACUAGAGGACGAUGUGUGUGACAAUGGUCAAAAUGCCUACAUUUGUGAAAUGGUCAAAGAAUUAAAAAUAAAAAAUGUA
Messenger RNA from Arvicola amphibius (Eurasian water vole), 972 nucleotides. It is a transcript of the gene Ccl25, whose product is annotated as C-C motif chemokine ligand 25. The transcript has 6 exons. The record is from RefSeq and is a predicted model, not a curated record. Gene Ontology annotation, biological process: positive regulation of ERK1 and ERK2 cascade; chemokine-mediated signaling pathway; cellular response to type II interferon. NCBI's taxonomy places the organism in Eukaryota, Metazoa, Chordata, Mammalia, Rodentia, Cricetidae. Gene Ontology annotation, cellular component: extracellular region. Gene Ontology annotation, molecular function: chemokine activity; CCR chemokine receptor binding. Bases 88 to 522 code for a protein of 144 amino acids.